UCGGCAUCCGUAGCUCGUUCAGUUGGGGCUGUCAGCUGAACUCUCGUCAUAUGACCGGGAGUGUCGGUUCUCCUUUCUCCGCUCGGUGGCUGACUGCGAAUCGUCCGCCUGCGAAUCGUCUGCCGAUCCCGGGGCUUUGGUUGCCGGGCUUCCUAAGAGAGGUUUUAAAUUACAGUAAUUAUGGAUAUUCGGGGUGCUGUUGAUGCUGCUGUCCCCACCAAUAUCAUUGCUGCUAAAGCAGCUGAAGUUCGGGCUAAUAAAGUAAAUUGGCAGUUGUAUCUACAAGGGCUAAUGAUUUCAGGAGAAGACUGUGAAUUCAUUCAAAGAUUUGAACAAAAACGGGCUCCAGAAGAAAAGCAAGAAUUAAUACAAACAGAAGGCAAUCAAUGUGCUAAAACAUUCAUAAGUCUGAUGACUCAUAUCUCCAAGGAACAGACAGUUCAGUACAUUUUAACUAUGGUUGAUGAUAUGCUGCAGGAGAAUCACCAGCGAGUUAGUAUUUUCUUUGACUAUGCAAAGCGGGACAAGAACACUGCAUGGUCUUAUUUCCUGCCAAUGUUGAAUCGACAGGAUCUUUUCACUGUGCAUAUGGCUGCCAGAAUUAUUGCUAAACUAGCAGCUUGGGGACGGGAGCUGAUGGAAGGCAGUGACUUAAAUUAUUACUUCAACUGGAUUAAAACUCAGCUUAGUUCACAGAAACUACGUAGUACUGGAAGUGCUAAUGAACCUGGAACUGAUAGUUCACAAUAUGUCCAAUGUGUUGCUGGGUGUUUGCAGUUGAUGCUCAGAGUCAAUGAAUACCGUUUUGCAUGGGUAGAAUCAGAUGGAGUAAACUGUAUAAUGGGAGUAUUGAGUAACAAGUGUGGUUUCCAGCUUCAAUAUCAGAUGAUUUUUUCUGUCUGGCUCUUGGCCUUCAGUCCCCAAAUGUGUGAACACUUGCGACGUUACAAUAUUGUUCCUGUUUUAUCUGACAUCCUUCAAGAGUCUGUAAAAGAGAAAGUAACCAGGAUCAUUUUGGCAGCAUUUCGGAAUUUUCUAGAAAAGUCCACUGAGAGAGAAACCCGCCAAGAAUAUGCUCUUGCCAUGAUCCAGUGCAAAGUACUGAAGCAAUUAGAAAAUUUGGAGCAACAGAAAUAUGACGAUGAAGAUAUAAGUGAGGAUAUAAAAUUUCUGUUGGAUAAACUUGGAGAGAGUGUCCAGGAUCUCAGUUCUUUUGAUGAAUAUAGUUCAGAGCUUAAGUCGGGAAGACUGGAAUGGAGUCCUGUUCACAAAUCUGAGAAAUUCUGGAGGGAAAAUGCUGUAAGAUUAAAUGAAAAGAAUUACGAACUGUUGAAAAUUUUGACAAAACUUUUGGAAGUAUCAGACGAUCCUCAGGUUUUGGCUGUAGCUGCUCAUGAUGUGGGAGAAUACGUACGACACUAUCCUCGAGGAAAACGUGUGAUUGAACAGCUUGGUGGAAAACAGCUUGUGAUGAAUCAUAUGCAUCAUGAAGACCAGCAGGUUCGCUACAAUGCCUUACUUGCUGUGCAAAAGUUGAUGGUUCAUAAUUGGGAAUAUCUUGGAAAACAGCUACAGUCAGAACAGCCUCAAACAGCUGCAGCACGAAGCUGAGCCUCAACUCUCUUUGCUGAGAAUAAUCAUAAUUGCUACAAGUACCUUCAAGUACACAGAAGAAAAUAAUGUAGUUGAAGUCCCUUUAGCUGUCUGCUACUGUGAGCUUUCCUUCCAAUAAAUCUUCCAAUCUUGUUGCCUGAAGGGCCUUGUCUUGUAAAUCAUUUCAUUUGCUAGCAAGAAUACAACAGAAUAUCCAAGAUAGCUAAUGUGUAAUGUCUUUAUUUUAUGUAUUUAUUGUCUUAAAAAAAUAAAGAAUAAUUAUUCCUUA
Messenger RNA from Pantherophis guttatus, 1882 nucleotides. RefSeq names its product ATPase H+ transporting V1 subunit H (gene ATP6V1H). The record is from RefSeq and is a predicted model, not a curated record. Gene Ontology annotation, cellular component: lysosomal membrane; vacuolar proton-transporting V-type ATPase, V1 domain. Lineage: Eukaryota; Metazoa; Chordata; Lepidosauria; Squamata; Colubridae. Gene Ontology annotation, biological process: proton transmembrane transport. Gene Ontology annotation, molecular function: proton-transporting ATPase activity, rotational mechanism.